UGAUUGGUCUAUCACAGAUUUCGUGGCUGAAACCCUACUUGUGAUUCGCCCAAAGUAGACACGAGCCGCCGCCCUCUCCCCCGACCCCCAUGAUGGGGACAGAGAGCGAGGUGUGAGGCUGGGUGAGGAACCCGGGAGCCAGGAUGGCUGGCAUGGUGUUGGGAGUGGGUGCCGGCGUGUUCCUCCUCGCUCUGAUCUGGGUGUUGGUGCUGCUGCUGUGUGUGCUGUUAUCCAGAGCCUCUGGGAUAGCUAGGUUCUCCAUCGUCUUCGUCGUCCUGGGUGCUCUGAUCAUUACUACAAUUCUGUUGCUUUUCCCUCGAGCCAGUGAAGUCCCAGCCCCAGAGGUCGAAAUGAAGAUUGUGGAUGCCUUUUUCAUCGGCCGCUAUGUCCUGCUGGCUUUCCUCAGUGUUGUCUUUCUUGGAGGCCUCUUUUUGCUUCUUACUCAUCAUGUGCUGGAGCCGAUCUAUGCCAAACCCCUGCGGUCCUGCUGAACAUCGUAAUGGAAACAUAGGACAUGUUGACGUCAUGGAUGACUCAAAGGCACUCUCUGGAGCCUUGACAACUUUCAUGUCUUCAGACCAGAGGAAUAACCAUUUGUCACUAAGACAAACCUCUCGAGCCCUGGCUUUUAGAAACCUGGUAGCGAAAUAGAUCGAUGGACGUAAAUUGUCAGCAUCUAAAGACAGAUACAACUGUCUUCUUGGAACCUGUUCUCAGGAUUUCUCUCUGUUUUGAAUGAAAAGUAGUAACAAUGAUCUGCUUGGGGUAAGUGUUUAGUCAAGCUGUCAAUAGUGGAGCUGGGGAGAAGGUGUUUGAGGUUCUAUUGUCCAAUAGAAGAAACUGGUCCUUUUUGAUAAUGUAUAAAUUGUAAGUUCUUCGUUGGGUAUUUGGAACCAUUUGGAAGAGAAAGGCAUUCAAACACAAAAGGUUGCUUUAACGGGAUAGUUUGGAAGCUGUAUUAGGCAGCAGUUACUGACCAUCCCUUAUGUGUAAUUCCACAGAGCUCUGUAAAGGCAGUGUGAGUGGCACUUGCCUGAGUCCUAAUAAAGCAAUAAACAACCA
This is a messenger RNA of Meriones unguiculatus (Mongolian gerbil), 1062 nucleotides long. RefSeq names its product transmembrane protein 218 (gene Tmem218). The coding region runs from base 144 to 491 and encodes 115 amino acids. NCBI's taxonomy places the organism in Eukaryota, Metazoa, Chordata, Mammalia, Rodentia, Muridae. The transcript has 4 exons. The record is from RefSeq and is a predicted model, not a curated record.